Entelurus aequoreus (snake pipefish) is the source of this 6219-nucleotide messenger RNA. RefSeq names its product CD209 antigen-like. NCBI's taxonomy places the organism in Eukaryota, Metazoa, Chordata, Actinopteri, Syngnathiformes, Syngnathidae. The transcript is spliced from 5 exons. The coding region runs from base 113 to 976 and encodes 287 amino acids. The record is from RefSeq and is a predicted model, not a curated record.
UGUGAUUGCUUCAAAAAAAGCAGCAGAGCGACGAAGGACCUCAGGUUUCCGAAAUCUCUUCAACCUUCUAAAAAGUUUUAUUUAAAAAAACAAACAAACUUCCACAUCAGAGAUGCCGAGCAGUGGUUCUGACGGGAUGUUCUGCAGGCUGGUGGACGAGGAGGACGAGUUGGACCACAGUCCAGAUGUGCAGUUUAACGCCCCACUGAGACCCCUGAUGACCAGCGGGCCGGGACGGUACCGCCUCGCCACCAUCUGCCUGACCACAAUGUGUGGCAUCCUGCUGAUCUCCAUCAUCGCCAUCAGUGCACACUACAAGGGCAAGGCUGCGGGUGGCGCUGCGGCGCAGGACGUGGACGCUAUGAGUGCCACCAUCAGCAAGCUGCAGCAGGAGAAGGCGGAUCUGCAGAGCGAACUGGCCGCCAGGACCGCAGCUACAGGUGGAGGGCGCCACACGGGGCCAGCUGACGUGACCGUGGAGGUCAAACAAUCAGGUCCGAAAACGGUGGCGCCCACGACGCGGGUGGCGCCGACCCCUUUCCUGUGUCCGAUGGAGUGGCUCCUCUUCAACGGCAGCUGCUACUACAUCUCGCGGGUGUCCAGGGACUGGCCAGAGAGCAAGUCCUUCUGCGAGAGCAAAGGAGCUCACCUGGCCAUCGUCAUCACGGCUGAGGAGCAGACCUUCCUGUGGGAUCAACUUCCCAGAGGCCACUGGAACGCGUUCUGGAUCGGGAUCACCGACGGCCACACGGAAGACCAGUGGAUCUGGGUCGACGGAACGCCGCUGAUAAGCAGCUUCUGGGAGGAGGGCGAGCCUAAUAACCACAUCGACGAGGACUGCGUCUACAUCGUGAAGACCCAAGUCCUAGAGCGCGUGGCGGUCCGAAGCUGGUACGACGCCCCCUGCGACAUGUACCGCCGCUUCAUCUGCGAGAAGGAGAUGGGUGGCGCUCGCAGCACCGCCCUGCCUCACUGAAGGGCGGCGCCAUGGCGACGUACGUAAUCACGUUAGCAGAACUUAGCGCACACUUGAACCUUUUAUAUGUCCCUUUUAUGUUGUAAAAAAUAAAAUAAUCAUCUUUUAUACAAAUUGAAGUGGUUCAGAAAUGUGGGAAAUUACAUUAUUUCUAAUGUGAAUUUACGGGCAGGGAAAUGUGGUUUCCCAGGAAAAUAUGGAAUUUUUGCAAUGUAGAAAAUGUAUAACUUUUAUGUUUGGAAUGAGCGCAAGGUUUCGGGGUUAAUGGUUUACAAAGGUAAAGGAUGUGGAAGUUAGGGGUGUCCCGAUACAACUUUGUCCAUUCCGAUACCGAUAUUGGCCGAUUUGAUCCAAUAUGCCGUAUAAAAGGUCUACCAUAUUUCCCGGUCCAUAGGGCGCACUGGAUUAUAAGGCGCACUGCCAAUGAAUGGUCUAUUUUCGAUCUUUUUUCAUAUAUAAAGUGCACUAGAUUAUAAGGCGCAUUGCAUUAAAGGAGUCAUAUUAUAAUUUAAAAAAAUUCUAAAAUGAAAACACUUCCUUGUGGUCUACAUAACAGUUUUGAGGGGAAAACAAGGAUUUUAAGUGCGCCUUAUGGUCCGGAAAAUACGGUAAAAAAAAAAAUUCCAGCCUAUUUGCUAUUAAGCCUUUAGGAAUGUACUUAUGCUGUCUUUAAAUUGGAGUGUCGUGGUAAUUUGUUUUUGGCGACACCAUGUGGCUACAAUAAUCAAGUUAGGCUCCUGAUGCAUUCAGUUGAAUGAUGCGGACACGUUUGUUACUGACUACUGUUAGUAAUAUGCAACUAUAAUUAUUUGAUACGUGUUCAUAUUGACAAAUGUGCUGUUUUAAACUGCAAUAUUGUUCAAUUAAUGACACUUAUUGAUAUAUAGCCUGUGUGCUAUUGUGUGCAUAGCUGUUGUGUAGCUGCUGGCUCUACCCUUUUAAAGGACUUGACUCAAAAAGAAGAAAAGACCGACCAUCUGUGCUUAUUGGAGGACAUUUAGAUGUUAGCUGGUUGUGCAGCUUUUGCACCAGUAAACACGCUGGGCAUUUUAGAUGCAAGCCAAUAUAAUCUGAGACUUGGUUUAUAUCAGAUAACAGACAAUAUUUUCUACGUGCUCCCAUUUCCGUUUUUUAAUAUCACUUGAGUAAUAAGGGAAAGACUAGUGAGUAUUGUAAUACAGUCUUCGAAGUGUGCGGCUUGUAAAGGCGACUAUGUGGGUGGUAUUGUGGAGACGGCUCCCUUUAAUGUUAAAAACCGCGUUUAGAAAGUUGUUUAGCUAUGAAAACAUUCAAUUAAUAAUGAAUAAUUCCUACUUUACGGAAACUAAUUUACCACGGUCAGGCCCGGAACCAAUUAACAGCAGUAUAUGAGAGUUUACUGAAAUACUCUCUGAGAGAGUAUGUGCAUAAAAAAAAACCCACAACCAACAAAAAUACAGUUUAAAUUAGUUUACAAUUAGAUAUUACUAAAUAAUAAUAUUUUACAAGAUACGUAAAUAUUUGUAUUUACUUUGAAUAAUCAGGUAUGGACAAUAAACAAAAAGACUACAUUAACAACUACAAUUCAGUUCAAUCCAAUAAGUGUUCGGUAUCUCCUACUUAAGUGAAGCCCAUUCAAAACUGCUAUGCUACUUUAACAUUCAUUUAAAAAGUAAGCAAAACACAAUAAAUGGGCAGAGAAUAUGAAAAACCGAAUGUUCACUAGACACGAUAUCUUCAGGGAAAGGGUACGGCUACAAUAUAAACUUAAAUAGUACAGUCGUUUUAGAAAUACGGCAGUAAAUCUAUCACAAUGAAGGUGUUCAUAGCAGUGCUAAAUUAGUAAUUACCUCUAUGGACUUUUGAAUGCGCACGGCUGCGACGCUGCAAAACUGAACUAAAACUUUUACAAAGGACAUGUUGACUCGCCGCUGGAUAAAAGUUGGGUCAGAAACAAAGUAUAAUUGUGUCCAUGAUGCAAUUCAGUCUGUAUAAGUAGAACAAGCAAACACCUGCAGACCAGCAGGUAGGGUUGUACGGUAUACCGGUAUCAGUAUAGUACCGCAAUACUAAUGAGUCGUAUUUGGUACUAUACCGCCUCUGAAAAGUACUCGUCCAUCCGCCGUCUGCAGUGUUUUAGCUACUUCUAAAUCACUAAUCCUCGCCUCCAUGGCGACAAAUAAAGUAUGUUUCUUACAAGUAUCAUCCCUGCAGGACGAGGAAUAGCUAAACAUGUUUCACUACACACCGUAGCUCACCGGCAUCAAAAUGUAAACAAACGCCAUUGGUGGAUCUCCACCUAACAUCCACUGUAAUGAUUCUAAGUACAGGAGUGUAUCUAGUCCAGGGGUCACCAACCUUUUUGAAACCAAGGGCUACUUCUUGGGUACUGAUUAAUGCGAAGGGCUACCAGUUAGAUACACACUUAAAUAAAUUGCCAGAAGUAGCCAAUUUGCUCAAUUUACCUUUAACUCUGUUAUUAUUAAUAAUUAAUGAUAUUUAUCUUUGUGGAAACACUGAUCAUCUUAAUGAUUUCUCACAAUAAAUAUAUAUAGAAACAGAUAAAUAUCAAUAUGCAACACUUUAUUUUUAUAUUUUCUCUAAGUGCACAUUUUUCAAAUUGAACAUUUUCAAAUGAUUUUAACUAGCUAGCCACUAACAUUUUUUAACAAAUCAUGAAUUACUUUGCACCAUGUUUGUACAAAUAAUAACUCAUGUAAAAUACAAAAGUAAACUCUCAAAUUUUUAAAUCAUGUCACACUUUGAACUGGACACCAAAUCUGUUAUCUGUUUCUUUGUCAGUUAGUGGGAAGCCUGGCAUUGCAUGCUGUUAACUAGUGUGUUGUACUCUGGUGUGUAACUUGACACUGCAACUCUGAGUGAGUCUUGCAGAUGUGCAUCAGUGAGGCGUGUUCUGUGUUUGUUCUUGAUGAAGUUCAUGUCAGAAAAGGCUGAUUCACAAAGAUAAGAUUUUUCCUCAUUGUUUGCGGAACCUUCUUAAUCUUUUGGACAUAUUUUCAAAGCAAUCUGGCCUUAAGCUUAAUUAUGAUGAAUGUAAAAUGUUAAGGAUCGGAAAUCUAAAGGGAACGUCCUUUCGAAUGGAAUGCCAAGUGCCUGUUUUGUGGACAGAUGGACCAGUUAACAUACUUGGUGUUGUUGUCCCAGAAAAUCUGGAAGAUCUAGGCUCAGUAAAUUAUGAUAAUCGACUAAGAAAGCUGGACACAAUUAUGCAAUUAUGGAAAGGGAAAUCCCUAACCUUGUAUGGUAAAAUGUCUAUUGCCAACUCGUUAAUUAUUCCUCAAUUUAUUUAUUUGUUUUUGUCAUUACCAGCUCCAUCACAAAACUUUUUUAAGAUUUAUGAGCGGAGGGUCUUCGAUUUUGUCUGGAACGGCAAACCAGAAAAGAUUAAAAGAAAGGUUUUGUACAAAGAGUAUGAAUAUGGGGGCCUGAAACUUCUCAACCUUGAAGCUAUGUGUCUGUCUUUAAAAGCAUCAAUUGUUCCAAAGAUGUAUUUAAACAUUGAGUGGUACACAAAUGUCCUGUUGGACAAAAAACAUGUACUGUAUCAAAAGAAAUGGUAUCCUUUUUUACAAGUGAUCCCCUCCCAGAGAGUCUGCUGGGAAACAUGGCGGGGUUCAUAAAGGAAACAAUCCACUCAUAGUGGUGUUUUCAAUUUUAUGUGCCAGAAAAAAGAGACGAUAUUUUGCAGCAGUUAAUAUGGAUGAACUCUAAUAUUGUAAUAGAUGGAAAGCCUUUCUUUUGGAAAAAUAUGUUUGAAAGAGGAAUCAUUUUUGUCAAUGAUAUUAUCAAUGAGAAUGGUAAAAUUAUGAAGUAUGAUGAAUUUAGAGCUAUGUAUGGUGAUGCUUGCUCAAGCUUUUCAUUUUAUCAACUAACUGGAGUAAUUGGGAAAAGAUGGAAACAAAUAAUUAAUUAUGGAACUACUAAAUUAUUAGUUUGUAAACCUCUAAUAAGAAAUUCUAGUUGGCAAAAAGGAACUAAAAUAAAUAGAAAAAUAUAUAAUUUUUAUUUAAUAAAGAAAUAUUUGAAGGCUGCCUCAUACAACACAAAUGGAAAAUGUGAGGACUUUUUUGACUGCCCGUUGCAAUGGGAUGCCAUAUUCAAACUAAUCUAUAAAACCACUAUCGAUGUGCAAAAUCGUUAUUUUCAAAUUAAAAUUAUUUAUAACUUCUUACCCACAGGGAAAAUGUUAAAAUUAUGGAAUAUGACAGAGUCAGAUGAUUGCCGAUUUUGUUGUCAGGAGCCUGAAUCCACCCUGCAUUUGUUUUGGUAUUGUCAUAUUGUGUCUUUGUUUUGGGUGGAAGUUGAAAAAAUGUGUUUACGGAUUGGUUUGUUUAUGAUGCUUAAUGUGGUUUCUGUUAUUUUAGGAGAGUUCAUUGACAAUCAUGAUUUAGUCAAUUUAAUUAUAGUACUCGGUAAAAUGUUUAUUUUUAAGGCCAAAAACAGAUAUUCACUUAGUAUUACUUUCUUUAAAACAUUUAUUCAGUAUUUUCUAACUUUAGAAAGUUACAUGGUUGAAAACGAUAAUGAUGCCUAAAAACAUUAAAAAAAAGAUGAGAAGUCCUCAAAGGCUUAUUUUGAAAGUAUAAUUAUGUUUAUAGAUUAUAUGAUAUCUGUUGUUGUGUUCCCUAAUUUGAGCGACCUGGACAUAAUCUGGACUGUACAUAAAUGCUUAUUUGGAAAAUGUAAUUUUGUUUAUAAAUUAUAUGCAAUCUGUUGUGUUCCCUAAUUUUUUUCUGUGUACAUGAAUGAAGGUGUGUGUUGCUGAGUCCGACUUGGACAUUAUCUGGACUGGGCCUGGUUUAAAAAACCCUUUAAACAAAUCUAAUUUCAUUGACAACCUGGUCUGUUGAAGAUAAGGCCCUUUUUAAAAAAAUAAAAUAAAAUAAGAUAAAUAAAUAAAAAACAUUUUCUUGGAUAAAAAAGAAAGUAAAACAAUAUAAAAAUAAUUACAUAAAAAAUAGUAAUUAAUGAAAAUGUUAGUGGACCAGCAGCCUAUACAAUCAUGUGUGCUUCAGGGACUGUGUCCCUUGCAGAUGUGUUGUCUAUGUUGUGGGAACCAGAAUAUUGGUAGCAGAAUGAAAUAACCCCUUUUGUGUGAGUGGGUGUGGAUGAGUGUGCAUGGGGGAGGUUGUUUGGGUUGAUGCACUGAUUGAAAGUGUAUCUUGUGUUUUUUCUAUGUAGAUUUAAUUUAAAUUAAAAAAAAAAAAUUUUAUUUAAAAAAAAAAAAAAAAUUCUUUUUUUUU